Ricinus communis (castor bean) is the source of this 1016-nucleotide messenger RNA. RefSeq lists its product as uncharacterized. Gene Ontology annotation, biological process: tetrapyrrole biosynthetic process. The transcript has a single exon. Gene Ontology annotation, molecular function: uroporphyrinogen-III synthase activity. NCBI's taxonomy places the organism in Eukaryota, Viridiplantae, Streptophyta, Magnoliopsida, Malpighiales, Euphorbiaceae. The coding region runs from base 91 to 978 and encodes 295 amino acids. The record is from RefSeq and is a predicted model, not a curated record.
AUUCAAAUUGCACUUAUGCAAAUUGAAACUUAUUCGCAUGGUAAUUGCUCGUAUCAUGCGGUGCAACCAGUGUGACUAAAUGAUAAUGCCAUGAUGGCCGUGGCUAUGCACAGCCCCGUUACCACCACCGCCAAACCCACCGUAGCCUUCACCACUCCACAAAACUACGCUUCCAGACUCUCCCAUCUCCUCACUCUCAAAUCCUUAACUCCCCUCUGGUGUCCCACAAUAAUCACCCAACCCACUCCACAAACCCUCUCCUCUCUGGCCCUGCACCUCGCCCCUCACUCCAUUUCUCCCAUCUCCGCUAUUCUCUUCCCUUCCCGCACCGCAAUUACCGCAUUCUCUAAAGCUAUAUGCUCACUCGCAACUCCUCUAUUGCAUCCUUCUCAUGAUGCAAUGAUCAUUGGGGCUUUAGGCAAAGACGCCGAGUUGAUAGACUCUGCGUUUUUGCUUAAUAUUUGUUCUAGUAUUAAUAGGAUUAGGGCCUUAGUCCCUCAAACCGCCACGCCAAGCGGUUUGGUCCAAUCACUUGGUGCUGGAGGUGGUCGGAGGGUUUUGUGUCUAGUCCCGAAAAUUGUGGGACUAAAGGAGCCUCCAGUUGUUCCGGAUUUUCUCCGGGAACUGGAGGCCGCCGGGUGGGUUCCGAUUAGGGUUGAUGCUUAUGAGACACGUUGGUUGGGACCCACCUGCGCGGAGGGGAUAGUGAAGGAGGAGGGAUUGGAUGGUGUGGUGUUUACUAGCAGUGCUGAAGUGGAAGGGUUGUUGAAAAGUUUGAGUGAGUAUAGAUGGGAUUGGAAGAUGGUGAAGCAGAGAUGGCCGGAAUUGGUGGUGGCUGCACACGGGCCGGUGACCGCAGCUGGGGCUGAGAGAUUGGGUGUAGAUGUUGAUGUUGUGAGUGAUAGGUUUAGUAGUUUUGAAGGCGUCGUAGAUGCUUUAUAUAGUAGAUUGCAAGGUUUGAGUUCUAACUGUUUGUGAAUUUGUCUCAAUGAAAGCCCAAAUAAGAAUUUCCUUUA